AUGUAUUUUCUCUUUAAAACAUUAUCUAUCUAUCUAUCUAUCUAUCUAUCUAUCUAUCUAUCUAUCUAUCUAUCUAUCUAUCUAUCUAUCUCCCUCAGUCUGUUCAUUAUCUAUCUAUCUAUCUUUGUUCAUAUCUAUAUAUCUUUGUUCAUAUCUAUAUAUCUAUCUAUCUAUGAUCAUAUCUAUAUAUCUAUCUUAUCUGUUCAUUAUCUAUCUAUCUAUCUUUGUUCAUAUCUAUAUAUCUAUCUAUCUUUGUUCAUAUCUAUAUAUCUAUCUAUCUAUGAUCAUAUCUAUAUAUCUAUCUUAGUUCAUAUCUUUAUACUAUCUUUAUCUAUCUCCCUCAGUCUGUUCAUUAUCUAUCUAUCUAUCUUUUUCAUAUCUUUAUACUAUCUUUAUCUAUCUCCCUCAGUCUGUUCAUUAUCUAUCUAUCUUUGUUCAUAUCUAUAUAUCUAUCUAUCUUUGUUCAUAUCUAUAUAUCUAUCUAUCUAUGAUCAUAUCUAUAUAUCUAUCUUAAUUCAUAUCUUUAUACUAUCUAUCUUUGUUCAUAUCUAUCUCUUUAUCUAUCAUAUUUUUUUUUAUUUAUCAAAAUCAGUCUCUCUCUCUCUCUCUCUCUCUCUCGAUAUCUAUCCUUUCUUUCUUUUUCUUCAGUUUUCCAAUUUCUCCUUUCUCUUAAUGACUUCUUCCUCCAUUCAUGCCAUUUAUUUCAUCCACUUUUAA
Acanthosepion pharaonis is the source of this 717-nucleotide messenger RNA. The record is from the annotation of a GenBank genome assembly. Lineage: Eukaryota; Metazoa; Mollusca; Cephalopoda; Sepiida; Sepiidae.